Molecule: messenger RNA, 1827 nt
Organism: Peronospora farinosa
Lineage: Eukaryota; Oomycota; Peronosporomycetes; Peronosporales; Peronosporaceae
Source: the annotation of a GenBank genome assembly
AUGUUGAUUCGUCCUGCUCUGGAUGUUGAGCCGCCUAAGCUCAUGGGGCCUGACGAGAUCACCGUCAGUCAAGCAAGUCACAAUCUCAGAAAACAAGAGAUCGAGCAGCUCCAGCGUAUUUACUGUCGAGGUGAGUUACUGCAUGAGGUGCAAAUGCAGGAGAUCUUUUCAGACAGCAAACACUUUGUGGACAUGCCUAUCAAAGUUACGUCGUCAGUGGAUGAAGUUCUGACCGAGUUCCAGAAACUCCAAUCUUCUUUUUUUGUGAACACAACAAAAGGAGAAGAUUGGAAAGCUCAACUUGCUACGUUUGUCAACCAACACUUUGAUCCACCAGGAGCAGAGUUGGUUUCUGUCACCCCACCAGAUUAUCAAGAAAAGGAGAUGCCACCACAAAUUGCAAAUAUCAGAAAUGAUAGUCUACGUGGUUGGGCUAUGGAUUUACACAAGUUGUGGAAGUUGUUAGCUCGUGUCCCUGCGUCUGUCUCGACAGACCAAGUGUCUAAGAGCUCAUUUCUUCGCUCGCUUCCUAUUGUUUCAGCAUCGAAUGAGCCACUAAGCGCAUUUAAACGUCAAUUUAAUGGAGAAAACAUUCUUGUUUUGCCUGGUGGACGUUUUCGUGAGAGUUACUACUGGGAUUCGCUCUGGAUUGUAAAAGGACUAUUGAUUAGCGGGUUGCAUCAAACAGCUCGCGGGGUCGUGAAUCACUUGCUCGAAUAUGUGGCUGAAUUUGGGUUUGUUCCCAACGGAGGACGCAUUUACUACCUUACACGUUCACAGCCGCCAAUGCUCUCGGAUAUGGUAAAACUUGUUGCAAAGCUUGACAGUACCAAUGCUUCAGAUGGUGACAUUAGCACCUGGGAUCUUCAAUACUUGCGUGGUGCGGUGCCUUUGCUUGAGCGCGAGUACGAUUUCUGGAUGGAUCGUGGUACUCACGGUCAUGCUGUCGAGAUACUCGGAUGUGAGUCUUUGCAGUCUGCAGGUGAACGUUUUGUGCUCAACCGAUACGUAGCGCAAGCAGCUGAACCGCGACCGGAAUCGUACCGUGAAGACUUUAAUACGACAUCUGCUGCUGGUGUAGACAAGGCUUUAAUCUACGACGAAAUCAUCGCGGCAGCGGAAAGUGGUUGGGACUUCAGCAGUCGAUGGUUUGGUGACUAUUCAACGCUUGAAACGAUUCAUACCUCUCGAGUGAUUCCUGUAGAGCUGAAUUCGAUUAUGCACCGAGUGGAACUUAACCUUGCAGAGUUUCAUAAGAUACUAGGAAACUCUGUCGCAUCGGCACGAUUUCUUCAUGCAGCAAAAAUUCGGGUGGCUGCAAUGGACGCCGUGUUGUGGAGCGAGUCGGAGGGAUGCUGGAAGGACUAUUUGCUGGACUCCCGCGAGCAUUCCAAAGUGGUGUCCGUGUCCAAUUAUUCUCCGCUGUGGGGAGGAAUUGUCGAUUCCUCUGACACAUUGCGUGUGGACAAGAUCGUGGCGUCUCUGGAAAAGUCUGGGCUGGUGCAGAUAGGUGGUGUUCAAACCACAACUUCAGUCACAGGCCAGCAGUGGGACGCACCUAAUGCCUGGCCGCCUCUGCAGGAUAUCAUCAUUGAAGGUCUGCAGACAGCAGGCACUGAAAAAGCGCGUGCACUUGCGAAACGCCUUGUCAAGACGUGGGUCGAGGCUGGUUUCGUGGCAUGGCAGAGAACGGGUUUUAUGUUUGAAAAGUACAGUGCCCUGCAACUUGGUGGAAUUGGCGGCGGAGGCGAGUAUACGACGCAAUUCGGUUUCGGUUGGUCCAAUGGUGUAAUUCUUACUUUCCUCGCCAAGUACCAGACCGACUAG